CCGGGGUUUACCAUUCUAGAGUGUUCGUCGCUUCGAGCCCUUCUCUUUUUCUCUCUCUAUCUCUCUCCCCUCCAUUAUUAUAUCUUUGUUAGCACCGCAGGUCAAGCAAUUAAUCGAUCCAUCUCUUUUUCUUUCUGAUCGAAGUGUUUUUGAAUCGUUUCGUCUCUCCAGAGUUCUUGUGUCGAUUCCUGUAAUGGCGUCAGAUCUGGAAAUUAGGGCUAAGGAGGCGUUCAUCGACGACCACUUCGAACUGGCCGUUGACCUCUACUCCCAGGCUAUCGUUGUGAGCCCUAACAACGCUGAGCUCUUGGCCGACCGCGCCCAGGCCAACAUCAAACUCCAAAACUUCACUGAGGCUGUUGCUGAUGCCAACAGAGCAAUUGAAUUGGACCCUUCUUUGGCCAAAGCAUACUUGCGUAAAGCCAUGGCCUGUAUCAAGCUGGAAGAGUAUCAGACUGCUAAAACUGCCUUAGAAGCAGGUGCUUCUUUAGUACCAGGAGAUUCAAGAUUCACUAAGAUGAUCAAAGAAUGUGAGGAACACAUUGCAGAGGAAAAUGGCGAGUUACCAAGGCAGUCAUUGGAGAAACCUCCUGUUGAAUUGACAGACAAAAUUGUUGAAAUUUCAGAAGAUGCUCAACCAGCAGCACCAUCAUCCAAACCAAAAUACAGGCAUGAAUUUUACCAGAAACCCGAGGAAGUGGUUGUUACUAUAUUUGCAAAGGGCGUACUACCAGAAAAUGUUUCUGUCGACUACGGUGAACAAAUACUUAGUGUCACCAUUGAUGUUCCUGGUCAAGAUACCUACAAUUUUCAGCCUCGUUUAUUUGGAAAGAUAAUACCGGAAAAAUGCACGUUUGUAGUCUUGUCUACAAAGAUUGAAAUUCGCCUAGCCAAAGCUGAGGCCAUACAGUGGACUUCUCUUGAAUUCAACAAGGAAAAUGCUCUUGUACAGAGGGUAAAUAUAUCAUCGGUUACUCAAAGGCCUGCAUACCCUUCCUCAAAGCCAACAAGAGAUUGGGAUAAAAUGGAAGCCCAAAUGAAAAAGGAGGAGAAAGAGGAAAAGUUGGAUGGAGAUGCAGCUUUGAACAAAUUUUUCCGGGACAUAUAUCAAGAUGCUGACGAGGACACAAGAAGAGCCAUGAAAAAAUCUUUUGUUGAAUCGAAUGGGACAGUGCUCUCAACAAACUGGAAAGAAGUGGGGUCGAAGGUGGUGGAAGGAAGCCCUCCAGACGGCAUGGAGUUGAAGAAAUGGGAAAUUUAGACUUUUGGCUCCCGCCUGGAAAGUAACUGUAAUUUGGGCUGUGGAAAUUUUGUUUGCGUUUUAGUCUGUUUAUGGUGUGUUCUAGAACCCAAAUUUCUAUCAUAUGCAGACCUUCAAAGUGUGUGGUGUGUGGAUGGUCCUUUGUCUAGUCCCCUAGAUGGUGUGUUCUAAUGGGUCGUUCGCUAAUGAUGUUUUGUACUGUUUUUUGUGUUCCUGUUUGAAUAAUUUUUCAGAACAUUUUAUUA
Molecule: messenger RNA, 1506 nt
Organism: Diospyros lotus (date-plum)
Lineage: Eukaryota; Viridiplantae; Streptophyta; Magnoliopsida; Ericales; Ebenaceae
Product: protein SGT1 homolog
Exons: 10
Coding region: 194-1261 (355 amino acids)
Biological process (GO): defense response to fungus; protein stabilization
Cellular component (GO): nucleus; cytoplasm
Molecular function (GO): protein-folding chaperone binding
Source: RefSeq, a predicted model, not a curated record